This is a messenger RNA of Boleophthalmus pectinirostris (great blue-spotted mudskipper), 4632 nucleotides long. Its product is annotated as USP6 N-terminal-like protein. The record is from RefSeq and is a predicted model, not a curated record. The transcript has 14 exons. Lineage: Eukaryota; Metazoa; Chordata; Actinopteri; Gobiiformes; Gobiidae. Bases 265 to 2610 code for a protein of 781 amino acids.
AGAAACAAGACCAAAGACAGACCAGAGGACAGUCCACACGAGAGAGGCAUGUGGAGGGAGAUAUCCGGGGAGUUCGGCUCGUUCGUCCAGCAUUGAUUUCACGUCACAUAGUCAGUACUAGCAUGGUGAAACAACGCGGAGUGAACCGUCUUCCGCGACACUAGUGUGGAGGGGAACAAUUUUAGUGGAUGGUCGUUGUUUGUACUUCUGGGUACUGAGCAGUGGAGUGAAACUGGGAGGGAAGUCACCCCACACGAUUUUGACAUGAAGAAAGACAUAGAUGCCCUGAUAACCGAGGAACGCGCUGAAAUCAUCAAUAAGUAUGACAAGGGCAGACAAGAGGGUGUCGACAUUGACCCCUGGGAGGAUGCAGACUUCAGCAUCUAUAAAGUCACAGACCGAUUUGGAUUCUUACAUGAGAAGGAACUCCCAACUCCAAGCGCACUUGAAGAGAAGCAAAAGCAGCAAGAGAUUGAGCGAGUGGAGAAAUGGCUGAAGAUGGUGAAGAACUGGACCAAGUACAAAAACAGUGAAAAGUUGGUAAAGAGAGUGUACAAAGGCAUCCCUCUCCAGCUCCGAGGUCAGGCCUGGGCUCUGCUUUUGGAUUUGGAGAAAGUGAAACAGGACAACGAGGGAAAGUAUGAGAAAAUGAAAAUACAGGCCCGGAACUUCUCCACAGAGAUCAAGCAGAUUGACUUGGAUGUGAAUAGAACCUUCAGGAACCACAUCAUGUUCAUGGAUCGCUUUGGAGUCAAGCAGCAGGCCCUGUUUCACGUCCUAGCAGCCUACUCAGUCUACAACACGGAGGUGAGCUACUGCCAAGGCAUGAGUCAGAUCGCGGCCAUCUUGCUCAUGUACCUGAAUGAGGAGGAUGCUUUCUGGGCUCUGUCUCAGCUCCUCACGAACAACAAACACGCCAUGCACGGAUUCUUCAUUCCAGGAUUUCCUAAACUUCACCGUUUCCAAGCCCACCAUGACCUCAUCCUCUCCAAAAUGCUGCCUAAGCUAAAGAAGCACCUGGAUAAAGAGCAGAUGACAACUGGGAUUUACACCACCAAAUGGUUUCUGCAGUGCUUCAUUGACAGAAGCCCUUUCACCCUCACGCUGCGACUCUGGGACAUCUACAUUCUGGAAGGAGAUAAGAUGCUGAACGCCAUGGCUUAUACCACUCUAAAGCUGCACAAAAAGCGGCUACAGAAGCUUCCGUUGGAGGAUCUGAGGGAGUUCCUUAUAGAAGAGCUGGCAGUUUCCUUCUUUUUACCAGACGACGUGGUGGUUGAACAGUUACAAGCGUCUAUGUCUGAACUGCGGAGUAAAAAGUUGGACCAGCCUCCUCCAGCAAAGUCCGAGGAGCUGCCAAGAAAACCACUGGGUCAAGAGAGACCAGUUCCCAACCACCCCGACUCUCCUCUCGAAGUCAAACUCAGCCUGCAAGAACAUAGCCCCUCCAGCCCCGUACCCCAACCAACGGACAACAUCACGUUACACCCGACCUCCUCUCCUGUGGAAACCAGUGACAGCAGAAGCAUCACUCCCUCUUUGACUUCUCCAGACUCUGUUGUAGUUCACACUGAAAGCUCAGACGAGGCUCCUUUAAAGCCCAGUAGAGUUCCUCCUUUACCGCCAAAACAAUCUAAACCUUCAGCCAUUUUAGCGGCGGUUCAAAGCUCACAACCAGAGGAGAACCAGAGCCAACAAAGCACCCGAUCUCAACUUAAGGAACUUCAAGAAGAGCCUGUAGAGUGGCCUCCUCCGUAUGAGCCACCAUCUUUGGACUGCAUUCCCACACAAGCUGAGAUAGUAGACCUACCAGAACUUCCACCUCCACCUUUUUGUUUCCCAACUCCACCUCAAAAACCAGACUUCCAGAUCCAGAGUUCUUCACCUCGGACUCAAGCAAAGCCUAAAAUCGGACCGAAGCCUAUCACAUCCUUGGACAUCCUACAGAAAAAACCUUCUCCAACUCGUGUUUUCACAACCUCUUCGGCGUCGUCUUCUCCGCGGGUUCCUCCAAAGCCGACCAAAUUCCCAGUUUCUCUGUAUGUUCCAGUUAACACAGGAGACCGAAGACCCUCCAAUACCUCCCAGUAUGACAACCUUUCCGAAGGCGAUGACGAUGACCGUUUCAUCGAGAGACUUUUGGCGGCAACUCCAGAGGAAUCACCCAAGAAUCUUCACACGUUUAACAAAAACUAUGACGGCGUCGCCUGUUCUGUUUCUCCGCCGCCGAUGUUCAUUCCGCCUUCUCCGAACCCAUCGUUUCGCUCCAUGUCCACUGAACCCCUGAGCGAGCGGGACGAAAGGUGGGCAGAAGAUCCGAUGAACACACCCCCUCCUCUGUCAACUUUCGCCGAUAGAGUGACUCCGUUUCAGUGUGGCGGGCAUAGCUGUUCGGACAUUCACAGAGCAGCCUCGCCGAACUACUCCAAAGCGUUCUCCAGGGGACCCAGGGACCACUCCGCCUUCCCCGCUCCCCUCCUCUACACCGGGUCCCCCCCAAAAGCUACAGGUCAGCCCUCCGUUGGCGUCCCGCUGGUCAGAUCGAACCCAGACUUUUGCCGGAUGUCUCCAGGCGUCCAGCAAAUACCCAAAUCAGUGACUUUUGGAUAAUGACUUUGUUUUUACUGCCGUUUGAAAGGUUAAUGGCCAGUAUUUUUCUAUUAAAAAAGACAACGUGUGUUUGCAUGCGAAUGAGAAACCUUUAAAUAAUGUGUAAAUAGUUAGUAAUACCUGCCUGCCUCAUAUUUUAAGGGCUUAGAGAAAGAAAAGGGAGAAAUUAGAACAGUAUAUAAUGUAAACUAGUUUGAAAUACAUUUGAAAUCUCAAUUUUCACAAAACAAUUAUGGCCAAAACAGCAUUUCUUUACACAUUAAUAACUUGGGUAAAAUUUUGCAAGAUAUUUUAAGGGAUUCUAGGCAGAUUAAUGCACAUUCUUCCUCUUUGCACUGAAAUCCUGAAAGAUUUUGUUGUUGCUAUUAUUACUUAAAACAUGCUGUCUGUUACAGGUUGUUAAUAAGACUUUAUGAAACCACUUUUGAUUGAGGUUUGGUUAAAAUAGCUUCAAUAAUCUAGUCAUAGCCAUCGUACAAUAAUACACAUCUGUCAAACCAAUCAGAGUGAGCAGCAAGUAGCAAUUUAAGAGCUUUGUGGUGGUUUUUCAGUUUCCUCCAAGCACCCAAAACCUUUUCAUUCUACUGGUGCUAUAAUGUUAAAGUGCUUAUGACAGGUUGGACUACACACAGUACCAAAAACCUGUUACAACAAAAUAAAAAAAAUCCCAGUUUGGCCAUUGUUUUGGUUUCAAAUUUCACUUCCCGAUUGGAAAUUAUGACACCGCACUAGAGAAUUACAUAACGGUUACCUAGCAAUGCUUCUCUAAUAUACACAGAAAUUAUGUGACAAAUAAAAUGUGUUUUUAUUUAGUUGAAAUAGUAUUUAAAGUAUCAGGAAAAAAAUACUGACUGUGUAAAUUGUACCAAACUUUUAGACUAUCCACUUCUUGUAAUUUUGAGCUGAUUUUUAAACUUUUCUCCACAAAUUGCUUCUUGAUUGGUUUAAAACUAUAAUUUAUAUUUACAACAGGUAUUAUCCCACCAAUUUAAUAGAAAUUAGAGAAUCGUCAUACGCACUUUAACUGUAAGCAUCUUCGAGGUUUGUGUAUGUUUGUGUUAGUACCUGAUUGUAAAGAACCAUUUAACUAGAAAACCCCAAAGAAUUACUUAUUUAGAAAGCGUUUAAACUAGAGGAUGUGGUGCAAUGUUUUUAAAAAUGCACUAUGUCAUUUCUUCUUUCUAUGGAGAUGUCAUUGCUCUGCCUGAAAUGUUCCACAGUGUGACAUUAAACAGCUCUACCUUGCAUUUAUUCAAUUACAGGUGGUUUUAUAGCUCAAAAAUCCCAAGAAAAACAGGUAUUCUGACAGUGAGCAGUCGCCUCUCCACAGAUCUGACCUGUAACUUGGUCUGGUUUGCUUUCCCAUGAAGACAGAAAGGUUUAAAGCCAUACUGUGAAACAUUCCAGGCAAAAAAAAAAAAAAAAAAAAAAAAAACGUCUCAAAGAAGAAAGCUUUUAACGAACCCUCCACUAGAAAAGUUACACAAUGCACCUUUAAGUCGUGAAGAUUCUAUUGACUGUUACUGACAUUUAGUCGUUUUACUCUUAAAUCAUUAUUUUAUUUUUAUUGGUCCCUUCAAGAAUCGUUUGAAUUAUAGCUUGACCAAUAUCGCCCUCUUGUGGACAAAAUGAAUUCUGACUAUUCUAACGCCAAAGCAUUUCUAUAAACAAAAGCCAUAUUUAACUUGUUUGUUUUUGAGGACCUUAAACAGAAAACAGGGCACUGGUGUAACUUGUGUAUAUACAGUAUUUAUUUCUGUUAAUUAUUUGUCUUUUAAAGGAUAAAUGUUGGUUCUGACCUUUUUUGAUACAGUAACCUUUGACACAUUUAAGGCACUUGACUGAACGACUCAUUAUUUUUGAUUUACAGAUGCAUUUUUAUUAUGUUCAAAGUCAUUGGUUUAGUUUAUACAUUUGAUUCUGAAUAUUUUGUUGUGAAUUUGUGUUCUGAAGGAUUAGACCAUACGCUAUGUUUGCAACAACCACCUCCUGUAUGUGAGGUUUAUAAAGACUUUAAACGUU